AGAGUAUUUAAAGACAUGCAAUUUGAGAAUAAUCUAAAAGUUCCAAUGGCUUCUUCUUUCUCUCAACUUACUAUAAUUUACUUUUUUGUAUGCAAUAUUUUCAUAUUGCUAGCUUCUAGAACUUGUACAAGUUGUUACACAUCUAUUUUUGGAUUUGGUGAUUCACUUACUGAUGCUGGAAAUUUAAUGCACCUCUAUCCAGCUGAUAGAAAACCACACAUGUAUUUUCCUCCCUAUGGAAAAACAUACUUCAAUCGUCCCACUGGUCGAUGCUCUGAUGGCCGUCUUCUUAUAGAUCUAAUUGCACAACAUUAUGGACUUCCACUUCCACCUCCUUCAAUUGAUGCAAGAGAUGGAAGAAAUAUUCAAGCUGGAAUAAACUUUGCAGUGGUUGGAUCAAGAGCAGUGGAUGCACAAUUCUAUGAAAACAGAGGAAUGUAUGAUAAAGUAACAAAUGUUUCUAUGUGGGACCAAUUGGAGUGGUUCAAACAAAUGCUCCCACAUUUUUGUCAUAAUCCUUCAGGUUGCAAAAAGUAUUUAGAGAGCUCCUUAUUUCUUCUUGGGGAAUUUGGAGGCAAUGAUUAUACACAUUCACUUCUUUCAGGCAAAAAUUUAAAUGACAUUCUAUCUAUUAUUCCAUUAGUUGCCCAAUCUAUUGCCUCAGGUGCUCAUGAAUUAGUGGAGCUUGGGGCCAAGACAAUAAUGGUACCAAGUGUAUUACCACUUGGAUGUGCUUCAUCCUAUUUGACAUAUUUUGAGAGCUGGAAUGAAGAUGAUUAUGAUGAAUUAGGUUGUCUCAUUUGGCCAAAUGAGUUUGCUUCCUAUCAUAAUGAACUUCUUCAAAAGGAAUUACAUCGACUUAGAGAGCUUCAUCCCCAUGUCAAUAUUAUAUAUGCUGAUUAUUACAAUGCUGCAAUGCAACUUUAUCGGGCCCCUCGCAGAUACGGAUUUUUGGAGGGUGCACUUGUAGCAUGUUGUGGAGGUGGAGGUCCAUAUAAUUUCAAUAUUUUUGCUCAAUGUGGCAUCUUUCCAGCAACAAGUUGUGAGGAUCCUAACCAAUAUGUUAAUUGGGAUGGAUAUCAUUUGACUGAGGCUGCUUAUCGAUGGAUGACAAAAAGUUUAUUGGAAGGCCCAUUCACCUAUCCUCCUAUCAAAAAUUUGUGUCCUUUUGGUAUUAAUGAGGCCCAAGUUUCCCAAAUUUAGAAAGCCCAAAAAUAGAACCCUUCAAAAUAUACAGCCAUCUUUAUACAUUCUUUUGUGCGGAGUGUCCUUCAAAUGCACUGGUCUUUAAUUUUUGUCUCUCAAAUUGUUGGUCUUUAAUUUUUACCCUUCACCUAAAAAUUUUAGGUUUCGAGUUCGAAUUCCUAGCUCAGUAAAAAAUUUAAAAAGAUUUCGCCAGGUAGAAUUUGAAUUCGCAAGACAGAGUUUUGCCUGCGAAACUCUGCCUUAAGGCAGAAUUUUUCCUUCAAAACUCUGCUUUAAGGCAGAAUUUUGCGGGCAAAACUCUACCUUAAGGCAGAAUGUUAAGGCACAAUUCUGUUUCAUGAAUAAAUCAGGUCUAUCUCUCUCUUCUUUCUUUUUACUGACAAAAUAGGUAUUAUUUCAGUUUCUGUUACUAUCUGUUUGCAGCAUCCAGCUAGCUCGAGUGACUAGACUAUGUAAUCUUGAAGAAGAUAUUCUAUCCUCUAAAAGUGAGAAGGAAAAACUUGAAAUGCACGUGAAUUUCUAUG
This is a messenger RNA of Lycium barbarum (goji berry), 1730 nucleotides long. RefSeq names its product GDSL esterase/lipase At2g27360-like. Bases 16 to 1203 code for a protein of 395 amino acids. The transcript is spliced from 5 exons. Gene Ontology annotation, molecular function: lipase activity. The record is from RefSeq and is a predicted model, not a curated record. Gene Ontology annotation, biological process: lipid metabolic process. Lineage: Eukaryota; Viridiplantae; Streptophyta; Magnoliopsida; Solanales; Solanaceae.